CUACCGGUCCGAACGCCGGAAGCGUGUUCGUAGUUUUAGUUUCUGUUUUCUUGAGAAAGUAUUUAUCGUAAUAUUAUGUAGGCUAUAUAUAUUAAUAAUUGUAAUAAUUGAAUCGGGACAUCAUGAUCAUCGGUUGGUGCUUCAUCUGUGUGUUUGCAGUGCUGAUAAAUAAAGUGUGUCUGCAGGUCCCAGUAGAGGCUGUUAUUGGUGGUUCUGUUGUCCUGCUGUGUUCUUCAACUAAACCUGAUCUUAAACUUCAAGAUACUGAUGUGUACUGGAGACACAAUGACAGUGAGAUUGUGUGUGAUAUAAUUAAGGGUCAAGAUUUAGUCACAACACAGAACCAGCAGUACAAGAACAGAGUUAAAACUUUCCCUGAUGAGUAUAACAGAGGAAACUUCUCCAUCAAACUCAUCAAUCUCACUCACACAGAUGCAGGAGAGUUCAUCUGCCUCAUCUCACAAUCAUCUGAUUCAAAUCAGGAGACUGUACAGCUGAUCAUCAAGGAAUCAACAGUAGAAAAAGGAAAAAAUGACACUGAAAAAGAAAACCAAGGGCCAGACUGGACAAAGAUAUUGUUGAUCUGUUUAUUCACUGUAUUAACUAUAAUUGUGUCUAUAAUAGUGUAUUUCAAGUGUUGCAGAAAAAAAAAGAGCUCUCUCAUAUAGAAGGAACAGUGCUAUAGUGAAAGGUAAAGGUGCAUUAAGUGAUCUCUGAGAAACGCAGUUGAAAGUAGAUCAGACCGAGCACCAAAACACCUUGAAGCACCUUGAAAUGUGCUGUAUUAUUCAGUGUGUUACUGAAUGUGUUAUUCAGUGUGUUCUGUGGUUCUUCAUCCUUCAUCUUCUCCAUGGCAUAAAUGUUAUGCAGCCACCACAGGUGUUGUUCCUUUCCUUUCCUUUCCUUUCCUUUCCUUUCCUUUCCUUUCCUUUAAGAAUAA
Labeo rohita (rohu) is the source of this 940-nucleotide messenger RNA. RefSeq names its product CD276 antigen homolog. Gene Ontology annotation, biological process: negative regulation of T cell proliferation; T cell costimulation; cell surface receptor signaling pathway. NCBI's taxonomy places the organism in Eukaryota, Metazoa, Chordata, Actinopteri, Cypriniformes, Cyprinidae. The record is from RefSeq and is a predicted model, not a curated record. Gene Ontology annotation, cellular component: external side of plasma membrane. The transcript has 4 exons. The coding region runs from base 123 to 668 and encodes 181 amino acids.